AUGGAGGCUGAUGCUCAGCGCCCUUCCAUCGGAGGGAGGACCAGGAGACCGCUGGGUUCCCGCAUGAUGUCCAGAGCAGCGGGGGAGCAGUUCUCCAGCACCACGGUCAGCGAGGCCUCCACCGCCGUCACCUCCUCCACCGUGGACACGGCGCCAGCCUCCAAGGCCUCCCGCUCCAGUGGCAAAGUUCACAGCUUCGGAAAGAGGGAGCAGUCCAUUAAGAGGAAUCCCAAUGUCCCCGUGGUGGUCAGAGGGUGGCUCUACAAACAGGACAGCUCCGGGAUGCGUCUUUGGAAGAGGAAGUGGUUUGUCUUGGCCGAUUUCUGUCUGUUCUAUUAUAAAGACAGCAGAGAAGAAUCGGUCCUGGGCAGUAUUCCUCUGCCCAGCUAUGUCAUUUCACCCGUUGGGCUGGAGGACCACAUCAGCCGCAAGUAUGCCUUCAAGGCCAGCCACACUGGUAUGCGUUCAUACAUUUACAAGCAGAGCUCUGUGAUUGGCUCGCAGGCAGAGCACUCGGGGAUGCGGACCUAUUACUUCAGCGCUGAUACCCAAGAGGACAUGAACACCUGGCUGAGGGCCAUGAACCAGGCCACGCUCAUGCAGAGCCGCGUGGACACGCUUACCAGGCCUGCUGACAGUGCAGAGAAACGGCUGCAGCAGGCCGUCCCACAGACCACCCACCUGAACCAGCACAAGCCCCCGGCCUCAGAGUCCGGCAGCACCCGGCCCCCCCUGCACCAGGUUCUGCUGGAGCCGGUCAGCCGUGAGCCGGAGCAGCGCUGCAGCCUCCACAGAGCCCCCCCCGCCGGCCUGCUGGACCCCCCUGCAGGGGGCGCUAGCCUGGAGCUGGACACCCACGCCUCGCUGCCGUCCAACCCCCCGCCCGCCGCCCCCCCGCAGCCGGAGCCGCUGUCGGCGUCGGCGCCCGUGUCCCGGGCCCCCUCCCGCGCCGCCUCCACGCUGCCCCCCAGCGUCUGCACCAGGAACGGCCUGGUCUCCACCCCCAGCCCCAUCCUGGAGCCCAACGGCAUCGCGGCGGGGACCUACCAGCGGGCCCCCGAGCCCCCGCCCGCCGCCCCCAAACACGGGGGGAGGAGGGGGGCUCUGGAGCAGGUGGAGCAGUGGGUCAAGGUUCAGAAGGCUGAGCACAGAGGCCCCCCAUCCAGGGAGAACACCCUCCCCCGUCGUACGCCCCCCACACAGCACAAGUACACCUCCGUGGACUCCUAUCAGACCUUGCCAAAAACGCCGCGUCAGAGCCCCCCGCCGGGGCGCGUGGGCGAGUACAAGUACGCGCAGGACCGGCUCAGCCACUUCCGGCUGGGGCCGGAGCUGGGGGGCCCCGGGGCCGUGUGGCAGCUGUACGAGUGGCAGCAGCGCCACCAGUUCCGCCACGGCAGCCCCACCGCUCCGCUCUACACCCCGGCCCCCGACUACCCCUUCGGCCCCCGCCCCCCCUCCGCCGUGCCCCCCUCCUCCUCGGCGCCCAGGUCGGAGGGCUCCCCCCGCUGCGUGUCGGUGCCCCCCUCCGCUGCGGACAUCCCCCCGCCGGGGCCCCCCCCCGGCUCCAGCCGCACACUGUCGCCCGCACGCAGGCCACACACUCCGGCCGGCCGGGUGACGGUCAGGCCCGCCGGGGAGGGGUCAGCGCUGGACAUGCCCUUCACCGUCUCCCCCCGCAGGAGCAAAUCUCAGAUGUUGAAGGCUGCUACUAUUGAGAGAAGGUCAAUGCCUCCAUCUGGCUACAUCACACACACGGUCAGCGCGCCCAGCCUUCACGGCAAAACGCCGGAGGAGCUCACUCUGCUCCUCAUUCAGCUGCGCCGCCACCAGGCCAAGAUGGCCUCCGCACGCCAGCAUACCUUAACCCACCUCCAACGGCUCAAUGGUCCCAAAGAGUCCUACCACCAAAAGCACCUCUUCACUGCCACCUCGGCUAGCACCAGCCCCCUGCUCAGCGCCCAGCCUUCCCCCGUGUCCUACCUCGGACAUAUGGGCCUCUCGGCUCCACUCGGCCCAUGCAACAUUCAGGCCGAUGACACCUAUGUCCAGCUGAAGAAGGACCUGGAGUAUCUGGACUUAAAGGUAGCUGGCAGCCAGACACUGAAGGAGUCAGGGAAACCUGUCAAGGUUGCAGAAAGUGAUGUGGAUGUCAAGCUGAGCCGCUUAUGCGAGCAGGACAAGAUUCUCAAGGAUCUGGAGGCCAGGAUCAGCUCUCUGAAGGAUGACAAGGACAAGCUGGAGAGGGUGCUGGAUGUGUCCCACCAGCAGAUGGAGCAGUACCAGGAGCAGCCGGCCCAUGCCCACAAGAUCGCCUACCAGCAGAGGCUGCUGCAGGAGGAUCUGGUGACCAUCCGGGCUCAGAUAUCCCGCCUCUCCACGGAAAUGGCAAAGGCGUGGGAAGAGUACGGCCGGCUGGAGAGGUCUGUGGAGCAGCUGAGGACGGCCCUGCAGGCACACAUGGAGCACAGCGCCACCCCCCAGCAUGAAAAGUCUGAGAUGAAGCGCGAGCUGUGGAGGAUCGAGGAUGUGAUGGCCGGACUUUGUGCCAGCAAGGCCAACUACAAGAUCACCAUCGACUCGGUUCAGAACCCAGAGAGGAAACUAGUGCCUUCGGUCUCAGACUCUGCAGUGCCUUCCCACAGCGCAGAGGUCCAGCCCCCCCCCCGCAGCUCCAUCCCAAACAUCCCCCCCCACACUUUGCCUGCCAGCGCCGUGCCAAAGUGGGCAGAGGAGGACGCCCCCCCCCGCCCGCCGCUGCCCCACCUUUACGACUACGAGGACACGCCGCCCGUGGUGCCCCCCCUCCCCAAAGAGGCGUCCGUCAUCCGCCACACGUCGGUGCGAGGCCUGAAGCGGCAGUCGGACGAGAGGAAGAAGGACAGGGAGAGCGGGGCCGUGGCCAACGGAGAGCACAAGACUGACCUGAGAUCUUACCUGAGUGAGCCGGAGCUGCCAGGAAUCAGCCAGCACAGCACGGGCUCUGACCCCGACUACCAGUUUUACCCCGCCAAAGGCACCUCCUCCCGUCUGAACCAGUCCGACUCCAUCUCAUCCUACGUCACUCUGAGGAGGGUGCCGGGCAGCUCUGCAGCAAAGGAGAGACCUAAGAGUGCCUUGGAGCGUCUGUCUUCGCCCACCGAGGGCCCGCCGGCCCCGGGCAGCCAGUCCCGGGGCCGGAUGACGGCGGAGGAGCAGCUGGAGCGGAUGAAGCGCCACCAGAGGGCGCUGGUGCGCGAGCGCAAGCGGAACCUCAGCCAGGGCGAGCGCCCCUGCCUGUCCACCAGCGCGUCCCUGCGCUCCUCCUCCUCCUCCAGGCUGCCCUCCUCCGGCUCGGACGCGUCGGCGCCCGUGUUUGACUGGCGGGAGGAGAGACCAGGAGCGGAGGGUCAGAGCGAUGAAGGCCUGAGCCAGGUCAGGGAGGGGGGGAGGAGGCUGUCGGACGGGUGGGUGAAGGCCGUGGCCACCCGCGUGCACGAGGCCGACCUGGAACCCUUCGACUACGACCUGGACAUCAGCCGGGAGCUGUCCAAGCCCCAGAAGGUUCUGAUCCCAGAGCGGUACGUGGAGUCUGAUCCGGAGGAGCCGCUCAGUCCAGAGGAGCGGGAGGAACGCUCCCGCCGGGCCGAGCGCAUCAAGACCCUACUGGCCAAGUCCAGUGUCCAGAACCUUCAGCGGUCGGCGGGGCCGGGCGGGGGCGAGCUGGACGGGGUCCUGCAGCGGCAGGAGCAGAUCAUGCGUGUGUCCCACGCCCUGGCCUCCGAGGCCUCGCGCAGGAGCAAGCUGGUCGCAGCCAAAGCCGCAGCAGAGCACUGA
Messenger RNA from Menidia menidia (Atlantic silverside), 3816 nucleotides. Lineage: Eukaryota; Metazoa; Chordata; Actinopteri; Atheriniformes; Atherinopsidae. The record is from the annotation of a GenBank genome assembly.